CUGCAGGGGAAAAGCUAAGGUUAUUAUUACAUGUUUUAUUGAGAAAGAGAGAUCAGUUUCCCUUUACCUCAAUUCUUUCCCUUGUAUAUUUCAUCUCCUCUUUUCAACGAAGGAAGAGAGAAUAAAAAGGAGGAAAAAAAAAUUAAAACAGUCACCACUGCAAAGAGCAACGCAGAGUAAAUAAGAAAGAAAGAGACGACACACAGAUAAAGAGUGAGAAAGAGAAGGAGGAGGGAAUUGAAGAAGCUAGCAGUGCCACAGCAAGAGAAAACGAUGUCUAAGAGCUUUACAUAUACUCUGCAACUCUAACAAGAGAAAAAAGGUGAAGGGAAGAAGAGUAUGAGGGUUGCUAGAAGGAGAUCAAAUAAGCAAAGGGUUUAUAGGAUCAUGAAGAAGAAGAUAUCGAUAUGGGGAUAGCUACAUCACCAGUCGUCCCAUCAAUUAUUUCUCAGCACUCCAAGACUAAUCAUUCAACAAAUUCUAUGUCCCAAGAUUACCACCAAGCAGCUGGAAUCUUCAGCUUCUCGAAUGGCUUCGAGAGAUCAGCCAUGAGCCACCACCACCACCACCACCAGCAGCAGCACUUGGCGCAGCAGAUCCGCAGAGAUAAACUAAGAGUUCAAGGCUUUGAGCCACCAGCUCUACCAGUAGUAGGGAUCGAAGAUGAAGCGUCAAAUGCUCUUCCUGUUUAUGAAGCCGAUGGUAUGUUAUCAGAAAUGUUCAACUUUCCUUCAGGUGUGAACGCCUCGGCCGAGUUAUUAGACCAACAUAUACAGCCUAAUUAUCGAGCAAACAGGCCACCGGGUAAUACUAGCAACGAGUGGUUUAACAAUAGGCAAGGUGUUGUUGGGAGUUUGGGACUGGUAGGUGAAUCAAAGAGUCAUGAUAACCGUGAUACUUUAGCAGCUCAACAGCAACAUCAACCGUUGCUAAGCAUUAAUGCCGAAUCAGCAGCUGCCAUGAACCUUUUCUUGAUGAAUCCACAGCCAAGAUCGUCAUCUCCUCCUUCAACUUCUUCUAACACUCUACACAUGUUACUCCCAAAUCCAUCUACUUCUCUUCAAGUGUUCAGUGUUUCGGGUCCCGGAGGGGCGCCGUUCGGUUCAAGCAGUGUUUGGGUUCCUGAUAGUGCGCAUCAAGGAGAUAACGCUGGUUCCCAACUCAACAACUCAAGUCAAAUCGGAGGCGGCCUUUCACUUUCUUUAUCAUCUUCUUUGCAACACUUGGAGGUUGGCAAAGCUGAAGAAUUGAGGAUGAGAAAUGGUGGGUUACUGUUCUAUAAUCAAGAAGGGGGCUCUUCCGCUGCUGCUCAACUUCAGUACAAGAACUUGGCCAGUCAUCAUCAUCAGCCACUGCAUUUGCAAGGUGGAGCGGGGGAAAACCAUCAAGUUCAUGUCGGGUUCGGAUCCUCGUUAACGGUCAAUGCGUUGAGAAAUUCAAAGUACGUUAAAGCUGCUCAAGAGUUGCUAGAAGAAUUCUGUAAUGUUGGAAGAGGCCAGUUCAAGAAGAACAAAUUUGGUAUGAUCAACACAAACCCUAAUUCUAAUCCAGGUAGUAAUGGAGGCGGCGGAGGUGGUGGUGGUUCUUCUUCAUCAACAAAAGAUCGUCUCCCUAUAUCAGCAGUUGAUAGAAAUGAACAUCAAAGAAGGAAGGUCAAACUUUUAUCCAUGCUUGAUGAGGUGGACCGGAGAUACAACCAUUACUGUAAACAAAUGCAAACGGUGGUGAACUCAUUUGAUCUGGUGAUGGGUUUCAGGGCAGCACUGCCUUAUACCGCACUUGCUAAGAAGGCGAUGUCGAGGCAUUUCAAGUGUUUGAAAGAUGCGAUAUUGGCACAGUUGCAGCAUAGCUGUGAGGUACUAGGAGAGAAAGAUGCAGCUGGAAACUCCGGCAUAACAAAAGGAGAGACACCGAGGUUAAAGGUGUUAGAGCACAGCUUAAGACAACAGAGAAUGUCCCAUCAAAUGGGGAUGAUGGAACACGAAGCUUGGAGACCGCAAAGGGGAUUGCCUGAACGUUCUGUCAACAUUUUGAGAGCUUGGCUUUUCGAGCAUUUUCUUCACCCGUACCCAAGCGAUGCUGAUAAGCUUCUGUUGUCUCGACAGACUGGUUUAUCGAAAAAUCAGGUUUCAAAUUGGUUCAUAAAUGCCAGGGUUCGGUUGUGGAAACCCAUGGUGGAAGAUAUGUACCAACAAGAGAUUAAAGAAGAGGAUGAAAAUAAUAAUGAGAGCCACAACAGCAACAAUGCACAGAAAUCGACGCCUUCGACAACUGCCGCAACAACGCCGUCAGCUCCGCCACUAGCAGCAGGAGGCAAAAGAUCCGAAAUCAAUGCCAUGGAAAACGACCCUUCACUCGUUGGAAUAAAUAGGCAACGCUUCUCGGAAAACCAAGCAACCCACCACAACACCACUAUUAUUACUUCCCAUGGUGGCAGAAUUGUUUCAGCCGGUUACGGGACCACCACCACCACCCCUGCUAAUGCCACUGACAUUGGUUCGACAUUCAUAAGGUUGGGGACCACGACUGGUGAUGUCUCACUCACCCUAGGGCUACGACAUGCUGGAAACAUGCCCGAGAAGAGUUCUUCUUUCUCAGUUAGAGACUUCGAGGGCUGUUAAUCUCAAAAUACAUAUGCCAUAGUAACAGUACUAUUCUCUUAAAAAUACAAAUCAACAAUCCGAUCUUUUUCCAUUAAGAUACAAAGAAUGCGUAACGAUAAACGCAGCAUUAAAGUUAGCUAGUUGUGGUUGGCCUUAUGAUGAAUGUAUAGUGAGAUUGUUUCACUUCUAUAUGUACUUUAGGUUUCUUUGUACAUCUUCAUAUUUUCUAGAAUAACAUGAAAUAUGAACUC
Messenger RNA from Hibiscus syriacus, 2854 nucleotides. RefSeq names its product BEL1-like homeodomain protein 4. The record is from RefSeq and is a predicted model, not a curated record. The coding region runs from base 408 to 2621 and encodes 737 amino acids. The transcript has 5 exons. Gene Ontology annotation, biological process: regulation of transcription by RNA polymerase II. Lineage: Eukaryota; Viridiplantae; Streptophyta; Magnoliopsida; Malvales; Malvaceae. Gene Ontology annotation, molecular function: RNA polymerase II cis-regulatory region sequence-specific DNA binding; DNA-binding transcription factor activity, RNA polymerase II-specific.